This is a messenger RNA of Mucor velutinosus, 1416 nucleotides long. RefSeq lists its product as uncharacterized. Gene Ontology annotation, biological process: intracellular protein transport; protein targeting; protein import into mitochondrial matrix. The record is from RefSeq and is a predicted model, not a curated record. The coding region runs from base 1 to 1416 and encodes 471 amino acids. Lineage: Eukaryota; Fungi; Mucoromycota; Mucoromycetes; Mucorales; Mucoraceae. The transcript has 4 exons. Gene Ontology annotation, molecular function: protein binding; transmembrane protein transporter activity. Gene Ontology annotation, cellular component: mitochondrial outer membrane; mitochondrial outer membrane translocase complex.
AUGGCUAUUCAACCCAAGACAGCUGCAUUGAUUACUGCUGGCGUAGCAGUAUCUGCUGGUAUUGCUUACAUGGUCUACUUUGAUCACAAGAGACGCAAUGACCCCAAUUUGAAAAAGAAGCUCAAAAAGGAAAAGAAGAAGGCUCAAAAGGAGAUGAAAAAGGCCGAGGAAAAGGUCAAAUCCACUGUUCUCCAAGUCAUUGAGCAAGUCAUGAGCGCUGCUGAAAAGGAGCCUUUACCUACUACUCCCGAAGCCAAGGAAAAGUAUUUCAUGGAACAAGUGGCUGCUGGCGAAAGUCUCUGUAACAGAGGUGAGGCUUUCUAUAAUGAUGCCGUUUUGCCCUUCUACUUGGCCUUAAGAGUAUAUCCUGCUCCUAUGGAAUUGAUCAUGAUCUAUCAAAAGACUGUUCCUGAGCCAGUUUUCCAAAUGGUCAUCAAUAUUAUGGCUCUUGAUCAACAAAAACGUCAAAACUUGUUUUACGAAAAGUUUCCUCCCAAAGAGACCAACGUCAAAUUGGCUGAAUUGCCCGCUGGUGUCAAUGAGGAAGGUACUCCUGUUGUUCGUCGCUCUCUUGCUGCCGACAAGGACAUUUCUGAAGGCGAGGUCAUCUACUCUGAACGUCCUCUUGUCUCUGCAUUGUAUCCCGAGCUGGAAGGAUCUCACUGUAACUAUUGCUUGAAGACUCUUACUGCUGAAAACAAGGUAGAAUGUCCCAAGUGUGAUUUAGUUGCCUUCUGUAGCGAAGAGUGCCGUCAAAGCGCAGAUACUGAUUAUCACCAAUAUCUCUGUUCUCAUAACAAAUCAACCGAGAUCAAGGAAGCGGAUGAAGCAGAGGAAAAGAAUGUCGCUUUGGAAUUCCACGAAACCUCCAAGAUUAGCAACACAAAGUACCCUUACAUGAUUGCUCGUUUCUUGUCCGCUAUGGUUGCUGAAGAAUUGAGCAAGCAGAAGACAGAGGAGAAGGUCGGCGAGACCACUUUUGGUGCCUGGGACCAUGUUGAUCGUUUUAGAUAUCUGGAAACCACCGCUAGCCCCGAAUCUACUGCUGAAAUUUCCAUGUUGAAGCAAGUGCUUGGCCCCAAGGUACAAGGUAUUAGCGAGUUCUUGUCUGACGAAAUUUACUUGAUGCUCAAGGGCAAGAUGUUGUACAAUGCUUAUGGUAUCCCUGCCUCUGCAUCAGAGCAGGUCGAGGUUCGCCCCUCUGAUGAACAUGUGAGAUCCACUGACCCCAACGCAAAGUACAUUGGUGCUGGCCUUUACAAGAUUUCCACUUACAUUGGUCAAUCUGAUGAAAACGCCAACGUCAAGUUGACUUUUGAAAACGACAACCUCUCAGUUACUGCUCUCAAGGAUAUUAAGAAGGACGAUGAGCUUCUUGCUUCUUACACUUUACCGGUUCCCAAAAAGUCGAACUAA